UGUUUGAAUGCUAUGAUUUGAUUGUGAUCAGUCGUUGGGUCUGCAUUCCCUUGAUGUGGCUUAGUACAAUCUUUCCGUGCCCUUUGUUUCUUAACAAAGUAACUAGUGGCAGCACAAACUUAGCAUGCGAUGUUUCGUCCAGUCUUCAAUUUUGUGUGUGUUCUGUAGCAAUCGAAGACCAAGGAAGUAGUUGGUGUACCGAGGCCUCACUUUACUAGUUGCCCAAUUUUGCUUUCCACAUUAUGGAGAAGGUGAAGUAUCCUAACAAGCCAAAAAGGCCUAGCAGUGCCUUCUUCAUCUUCAUGGAAGAGUUCAGGAAGCAGUAUAAGCAGAAACACCCGCAUAUCAAAUCCGUUGCUGCUGUUGGUAAAGCUGGGGGAGACAAGUGGAAGUCAUUGUCCGAUGCUGAGAAAGCUCCUUAUGUAGCCAAGGCUGAUGAAAGGAAGGCUGAGUACGAGAAGGACAUGAAAGCUUACCACAAAAGAAGGGCUGAAGGUACCAAAGAAGGUGCAGAGGAGUCUAAGAAGUCUAGGUCUGAGUUGAUCAUUAAAGAGGAAGACCAUGAAGGCAGUGAUGAGGAGGAGGAUGACAAUUUUGCUUUCCGCAUUAUGGAGAAGGUGAAGUAUCCUAACAAGCCAAAAAGGCCUAGCAGUGCCUUCUUCAUCUUCAUGGAAGAGUUCAGGAAGCAGUAUAAGCAGAAACACCCGCAAAUCAAAUCCGUUGCUGCUGUUGGCAAAGCUGGGGGAGACAAGUGGAAGUCAUUGUCCGAUGCUGAGAAAGCUCCUUACGUAGCCAAGGCUGAUGAAAGGAAGGCCAAGUACGAGAAGGACAUGAAAGCAUACCACAAAAGAAGGGCUGAAGGUACCAAAGAAGGUGCAGAGGAGUCUAAGAAGUCUAGGUCUGAGUUGAUCAUUAAAGAGGAAGACCAUGAAGGCAGUGAUGGGGAGGAGGAUGACAAUUUGGUUUUCCGCAUUAUGGAGGAAGUGGAGCAUCCUAGCAAGCCUCAAAGGCCUAGCAAUGCCUUCUUCGUCUUCAUGGAAGAGUUCGGGAAGCAGUAUAAGCUGAAACACCCUCAUAUCAAAUCCAUUGUUGCUGUUUUCAAAGCUGGGGUAGACAAGUGGAGGUCAUUGUCCGAUGCUGAGAAAGCUCCUUAUGUAGCCGAGGCCGACGAAAGGAAGGCCAAGUACGAGAAGGAUAUGAAAGCUUACAACAAAAGAUGGGCUGAAGGAGGAGGAUUACAAUUUUGUCUUCUGCAUUAUGGAGAAAGUGGAGGAUCCUAACGAGCCUAAAAGGCCUAGCAGUGCCUUCUUCGUCUUCAGGGAAGAGUUCGGGAAGCAGUAUAAGCAGAAACGCCCUCAUAUCAAAUCCGUUGCUGCUGUUUGCAAAGCUGGGAUAGACAAGUGGUGGU
This is a messenger RNA of Rhodamnia argentea, 1408 nucleotides long. Its product is annotated as high mobility group B protein 3-like. Bases 243 to 1280 code for a protein of 345 amino acids. The transcript has 2 exons. NCBI's taxonomy places the organism in Eukaryota, Viridiplantae, Streptophyta, Magnoliopsida, Myrtales, Myrtaceae. The record is from RefSeq and is a predicted model, not a curated record.